Messenger RNA from Meriones unguiculatus (Mongolian gerbil), 1576 nucleotides. RefSeq names its product X-ray repair cross complementing 4 (gene Xrcc4). The coding region runs from base 141 to 1118 and encodes 325 amino acids. Gene Ontology annotation, molecular function: DNA binding. The record is from RefSeq and is a predicted model, not a curated record. The transcript is spliced from 8 exons. Gene Ontology annotation, cellular component: DNA ligase IV complex; DNA-dependent protein kinase-DNA ligase 4 complex; nucleus. NCBI's taxonomy places the organism in Eukaryota, Metazoa, Chordata, Mammalia, Rodentia, Muridae. Gene Ontology annotation, biological process: immunoglobulin V(D)J recombination; positive regulation of ligase activity; response to X-ray.
CGCGAAGACCCGCAAAUCGCGGAAGCAGAGCGCUCCCUCAUUGGGCAGACGGAUUUACCGCUGGAGUUCCGCAUUUUUUUCCUUUUUUUUUUUUUUUUUUUGAGGAGACCGGAAGUGGAGUCACUCAGAGGUAGCCAGAAAUGGAAAGAAAAGUAAGCAGAAUCUGUCUGGCUUCUGAACCCAACGUAACUUAUUUUCUGCAAGUGUCUUGGGAAAGAACAGUAGGAUCUGGCUUUGUUAUUACGCUUACUGAUGGCCAUUCAGUCUGGACUGCAGCAGUCUCUGAAUUGGAGAUUUCCCAAGAAGCUGAUGACAUGGCUAUGGAGAAAGAAAAAUAUGUGGAUGAGCUGAGAAAAGCUUUGGUGUCAGAGUCAGGAGCAGCUGACACGUACAAGUUCACCUUUUCUAAAGAGUCCUGUCGUUUCUCUCUUGAGAAGGAACUGAAAGAUGUUUCAUUCAGACUUGGUUCCUUCAACCUAAACAAAGUUACAAAGCCAACUGAAGUCAUUCGAGAACUCAUUUGUUACUGCCUGGACACCAUUGCAGAAAAAGAGGCCCAAAACGAACACCUACAGAGAGAAAAUGAAAGACUCCUAAGAGAUUGGACCGAUGUCCAAGGCCGAUUUGAGAAAUGUGUAAGUGCCAAAGAAGCCUUGGAGGCAGAUCUGUAUCAGCGAUUUAUCUUGGUGCUGAAUGAGAAGAAAACAAAGAUCAGAAGUUUGCAUAAAUUGUUAAAUGAAGUCCAGCAGCUGGAAAAGAGUGCCAGAGCUGAAAGGGAAACUACAUGUUCUGAAAAAACACCUGACCACGAUACAAUUUACGACGCGAGCACUGAUGAAGACAGUGGGGCUUCAGGGCCGGCUGCAGCCACGUGUUGUAAAGAUGAUUCCUUAUUUUCAAGUCCUGAUGUCACUGACAUUGCACCAAGUAGGAAGAGGAGACAUCAAAUGCAGAAGAAUCUUGGGACGGAGCCUAAAAUGGCACCACAGGAGCAGCAGCAACAGGAGGAGGAGAGGCUUGACUCUUCACUGCCUCAGACCUUAAAAGAAGAGAACACCUCAGCUGAAAACAUGUCUUUAGAAACCCUGAGAAACAGCAGCCCAGAAGAUCUUGAUUAGAUAUAAGCACUAGAACUCAACUUUGGUAUUCAUCAAAGUUUGUUCUCUAUUCAGUUCUUUUAAAUGGAAAGACAGGCUUUCAACUUAGCAGCAAUGGUCUGUGUCUUCCAACUUCACUAUAUGCAUCCAAUGAAUUACACAAAUAUCAGCCAAACUGAAUGACAGAGGGACACUUUCCUCAACCAUUCAUGUUGUUUGUUAAAUCUGAGUCUUGUUACAAGGGACACAUUUAUCAUAUUUGUUUACAUAAUAUUCUAACUUUCUAAUGACUCUUGGAAGAUUUUGGAAAUAGGGGAAAAAUAUCUGUUCUAAAAGUUUCCAAUUCUUUAUUAAUUGUACUUUAAGCAACAUGUUUGAACAUUUUAAUUUAUGACAUGACAUAUAUAAAAUAUAUCAUUAUCUUGUAUGUAAACAAUUGAAAACCUGGUUGUUAAUAAAAGCAUGUGUUCUUAAAGGAA